GUUGCAGGUUUGCUUAUACUUUAAUUUGCACUGGUAUUUUCAUGUGUGUGGUAACAUGUCUAGGACAUAUGGCAGCAGGUAGCAUGAAUGGUUAUUGUCUCUCAUGUUAUAUGAUGAUCAUGAUCAUAAUUCUUCUGCUGGAGGGUGUAGUAACAGCGGACAUUCUCCUCGAUUCUGAUUGGGAGAAGGACUUGCCUGAGGACCCAACUGGAAAAUUCAACGAUUUCAAGGAUUUUGUGGAGUCAAAUUUUGAUGUUUGCAAAUGGAUAAUACUAGUGAUCAUCUCAGCACAGGUGUAUGACAAACUUUUCGAACGUUAUGCUCAUACCUGAAGAAGGCUUUGAAUGCAAGUAUAAAUAGCGCAACUGCGGCUAGAGUUGAAAUGGCAGAUAUUACCACUACUGAUGAUGCAGUUAGGCCUGAUUGAUCUCUGCUGGAAGCAUCAUCACUGUUGCAGUGAUCAAGAGGGCUUCCACAAAGCUGUUGGUUCCCUUCAAAUGCCUUGUCCAGCCAAUGAGAGAAUUUCGUGUCCAAUUUUCCUUGAAGGUUAUUGUAGGAGAAAUUAAGCACUCCCAAGCUGCUCGUGUCAUCAACUUGUGGAGGGACUUCUCCAGUGAGUUGAUUGUGGGAAAGAUCAAGUACUUCUAAUUUCAACACAUUCCCAAGAAAAGUUGGGAUUUCACUUGAGAGAUUGUUGUAUCUGAGGUCUAAAUUGAUCUGGAGAUUUUGGAGUUUUUCAAUUUCUAUUUUAGUAUGGAAAA
This is a messenger RNA of Arachis duranensis, 761 nucleotides long. RefSeq names its product tetraspanin-19. The record is from RefSeq and is a predicted model, not a curated record. The transcript is spliced from 3 exons. NCBI's taxonomy places the organism in Eukaryota, Viridiplantae, Streptophyta, Magnoliopsida, Fabales, Fabaceae. Bases 42 to 332 code for a protein of 96 amino acids.